ACGACAUCCAUACACUUUCCAAUCGCAACAUCGCUCGCUUCAAGACACUUUGGAUUGAUCACCAAGAUGCCAUCUGGAAUCUUCAAUUCAAGUUACUACGGCAAAGACUACCGAGCCGGUGCUGCUCUACUCCGUGCUCGACGACCAUACCUCGUCAGAAAUACAUUGACCGGUCUCGGUCUUUGUGGAUUCGUUGUUGGUGUUUACGUCUUCACAAUCCGCGCAGUUGGUCAAGAAGAUUUCUCCGAUGUCGUUGUUCCUCCGGCCCCGGCCACGGCCACGAAUCAACAACAGAAGUAGUUUCUUCGACUACUUCUAUUCAGCUUUCGCUGCGAAAUACAUGUACAGAUACUUUUUAUUGACGGAGUUAGAACUUGCAUAAGGCGUUCGGGAUUUCGAAAAUUUACAAGCGCUUUUCAAUUGAGCGCGUGGACAGAAGAAGACUGAGGAUUCUACGUUAGACUAUUUCGAGAUAUAUAUGGAAUUGAAGAACCUCGCUUCUACAACUAGCAAAAUCCUAGGAACGGGCUUUUAGUAUCUCU
This is a messenger RNA of Talaromyces stipitatus ATCC 10500, 542 nucleotides long. RefSeq lists its product as uncharacterized. The transcript is spliced from 3 exons. The record is from RefSeq and is a predicted model, not a curated record. Gene Ontology annotation, biological process: mitochondrial respiratory chain complex IV assembly. Gene Ontology annotation, cellular component: mitochondrial inner membrane. The coding region runs from base 67 to 300 and encodes 77 amino acids. Lineage: Eukaryota; Fungi; Ascomycota; Eurotiomycetes; Eurotiales; Trichocomaceae.